Molecule: messenger RNA, 3586 nt
Organism: Hyla sarda
Lineage: Eukaryota; Metazoa; Chordata; Amphibia; Anura; Hylidae
Product: ADAMTS-like protein 2
Exons: 16
Coding region: 539-2626 (695 amino acids)
Biological process (GO): extracellular matrix organization
Cellular component (GO): extracellular matrix
Molecular function (GO): metalloendopeptidase activity
Source: RefSeq, a predicted model, not a curated record
UCCCAUCCUUAUAUCCCGACCUCAUAUCCCAACAUCAUAUCCCGUCCUUAUAUCCCGACCACAUAUCCCAUCCUCAUAUCCCAACCUCAUAUCCCGACCACAUAUCCCCACCUCAUCCCGUCCUUAUGUCCCAUUCUCAUCCCGUCCUCCUAUCCCAACCUCAUAUCCUGUCCUCAUAUCCCAUCCUCAUAUGCUGUCCUCAUAUCCCGUCCUUAUGUCCCAUCCUCAUAUCCUGUCCUUAGGUGGGACUGAUUUGUGAUGAAGAUAUUGUAAGCUGAAAAUAGAAGGGGACGUGGCUUUGGGGGACUGAACCGGAUUUUCAAGCCAGACUGAUGCACAGAAAGGGUAGAUAAAAGAGGUGGAGCUUAAACAGUGGGCAUAUCUCUGAGAUGGGGUGUGGCUUGCAAGCUGGACUGACACAUUCAUUAGGAGAUGCAGAUGUGGAGUAAGCAGUGAGGUGUGGGAUGAAGAUGUGACUGAAUGGUGGGGAGAAUGGAGCUCGUGGUCCACCUGCUCCCGAACCUGCGGAGGGGGAGUGAUGACUCGAGAGAGGCACUGCCUGCGUCAGAGACUCCAGACUAUAGCCGGACUGGAUAACACAGUGUGCGGCGGACAGGCCCGGCAGUAUCAGCUCUGUCAGGAACAGUUUUGCCCUGCAGUAUCUGCGAGCUUCAAGCAGUAUCAGUGCUCUGCAUUUAAUGCCAAGGCUUUCGGGAAACUGUAUCACCGCUGGAUACCGCUAUAUCCAGACGACUACACCAGCAUAUCCAGCAAGCCUUGUGAUCUUCAGUGCACCAGCACCACCAGGGAGCGCCAACUACUGGUACCGGCCCACGACGGCACAAGCUGUAGAGACAGGACCUAUCAGGGAGUUUGUAUCAGCGGCAAAUGUGAGCCGGUAGGAUGUGACGGGAAGCUGUACUCAUCCAGGUCACUGGACCGAUGUGGUGUUUGCGGGGGCGAUGGCAGUGCCUGCUAUAGGGUGUCCGGGAACUUCAGGAAAUCCUUCUUGGGUUACGCUCUCAUCACGACUAUUCCUGCCGGAUCCUUCGACAUUCUUAUCACAGAGAAGAGGAAUACUGAGAAUAUUCUGGCUCUUGCGGACUCUGCUGGGAAUUUCUACAUCAACGGGAACAUGAUGAUGGAUAAUCCUCAGAACUUUCGGGUCGCAGGGACCUUGGUGAAGUAUCGACGACCCCCGAAUGUCCACAGUGAGGGACUGGAGUAUCUGACUACACCGGGGCCGACCAACCAGUCCCUCAGCGUCAUGUAUUAUAACUUCAAUGGGAAGAUUCCACACAUUACGUAUGAGUACACGGCCCCUCGGGCCCCAGAGGCUCCAGAAUCAAUACAACCUCUUCCUCAAGCUCCAAGCAAGGUACAAAGUGGAGGCGCGAGCAAAUCCGAUAGCAGCCUGCCCGGGUCUCCUGACACCUAUAACUGGGGGAACCCCGAGGAUACGGACAGAGCUUAUGGACAUGGAGAAGGGACUCCAAAAGAACAGGAGAUAUUGGAAGAUCAGACAGACGGCCUCCAGCCCAGCACUGAGGCUCCGCGGGGAUUCCUGUCGAGUGAGUUAUGGAGACUGUGUGAUCAGCACAGCCACCCCGCUCUCUGCCAAUCUCUCUUGGGUGGCGGUCCUGGGGGUCCGACCCUCGCAGAGUCCACGCAGGAAGCAGAACAUCUCCGGGACGCUCUGAUGCUGACAGCUGCUUAUGAACAUCUUGGAUCGCUUUCGCUCACAGAGGCAUUCCAGGCUCCCGGCUUCAGCAGUGAGCUGAUCACCAGUCAUGACAUCAGUCGCGCCGACAUGUAUCGCUGGAAGGUUUCCGCCUAUUCACCGUGCAGCUCCACCUGCAGCUCAGGUCUAAGUUCAGCCUUCGCUUUGUGCAUUCGUUAUGACGGGAGGGAAGUGGAUGAGUCGCACUGCGAUCCAUCCACCAAGCCAGAACCUACUCAGGAAUUCUGCACGGGACGGGAGUGUAUGCCAAGAUGGGAGUCCAGUGGUUGGAGCGAGUGCUCAAAGAGCUGCGGUCAAGGAGUCCAGGUUCGCUCUGUGCGCUGCUGGAAGAUGCUCGCUCCAGGGCUGGACAGUUCUGUAUAUGAUGAACAAUGUGAGAGUGCCCAGCUUCCCAAACCACCACAGAAGAAAGUGUGUAAGAAUAAGCCAUGUGGCCCUCAGUGGGAGUUCUCAGACUGGUCGGAGUGCUCUGCAGCCUGCGGGACAGAGAGAGUGAUGACGAGGGAAGUGAAAUGCUCUGCAGAGUCCAGUCAGUGCGAUGAGAGUAUAAAGCCUCCAAGUGAGAAGCCAUGUCUGGGCCCACCCUGCGACCAUCAUUGGACCACCACCGAAUGGGGGCCGUGCACUAAGACGUGUGGGUCUGGACACCAGCUGAGAGACGUGAAGUGUUAUCAGGGGGACGAGCUGAGCCAGGGAUGUGAUCUGUCCACGAAACCAGAGAGCAGACAGGUCUGCAACACCGGCCCGUGCCCCACCGACGCCCCCGAUGAGAACUGUGAAGACAAGACGACUGCGAACUGUUCCUUGGUGCUGAAGCUGAAGCUGUGCUCGCACUGGUACUACCAGAAGGCCUGCUGCCGGGCCUGCGGGGGGAAAGCCUCCUGACCGCGGCUUCAUCAGGAGUUCCACCCUUAGAUUUGUGAAUUUUGUACAUUACGGGUGAUGCCAGGUGCUUCUAUGGUGAUAACCCUGCCGACCACCCUUCCGGAGGUGAAUUAGAUGGAUGCACAAGGUGUGUUCGGCAGAAGUUAUUUUUAUUAUUAUUUUUUUUACCUCUUCAUUUUAACAGAAUUUUCUAGUGCUCGGUCAUCGACCUGUGAAUAAGAUGACUCUAUUGCACUAGAUCUGUAUAUGGCCACCUCUCUGUGCGCCGGGCUGAAGCUCCGGAGUCCAUAGGUGCUAUCUUAUAGGAAUCAUGGGACGUUUACAUUGGUUGUUUUUAUUGCGUAUUACUGUGGGCAUUAUAGGCUAUAAUGGGCACAUAGACAUCCUUCAUUCCUAGCCCAGUCCUGAAAACUCCUUAAUCCAUUCGAAUCUGUUCUAUUCUUUCAUGGGUUUUUGGAUGGAUACAGAUACGUAGAAAUGACUAGGCCUAAACCUAAACAAUAAUAUAUAUAUAAAGGAGUUUUCCAAAGAUGACAACGUAUCGGGGCCUGACCACUAGGACUCCCCAUUGAUGGUGGGAACAGGUGUUGGAUGGAGCGCUAGUUGAGUCAGACUGACUGAUGAAGACAUCCGAGUGGUGACCCUAGUUUUUGUGAUCGAUGGACCUCCCAGUGGUCCCCCCCCUCCCCACCAAUCAGACACCGAUCACCUAUCCUGUGGCCGGGGAUAAAGUAUCAUCACAUGACCAACUCCUCAGCAUCAUGUCAGAUGGGGGUCGUAUGCAGGUGGAGUGCCUAGACAUCUGUCCAGAGGCGGAAUGUAUGAUGAGAACCAAGUCCUCGGGCUCCUCCACCCACUGUAUGGCCCAUGGCAGAAUCUUGUUUUGUAUUCUUGAGACAAUGGCUCCUGCUAUAAUGUCAAUGGCUGUAAGAGAUGUAUUUUAUUAUUCUAAUAAAAGAA